AUGGACUCCGAUUCAGAUGCGAUCCUUUCCUCUGAUGCCGUGCAGAGUUGGAAUGUCACGGUGCGAAGCAAGCUGCGAUACAUCACCAUCAAUCGGCUCACCGAGGUGCUACGGCCAGAAGAUGAGGCUAUCAUCCACUUCGAGUUUGUGACGGUCAAUCCGGCGGACCAAUUGGUGAUCUAUGCCAUGAGCCCUGAGGGUUUCGACUUCACCACGGUUUUCUUGGAGUCUCCGGCAGAUGGCACAGACUCGGGAAACAAGCCUCCGAAUGUGGGUCGACGCCUGCUUUGGAAGGGAUUCACUGGUGGCAUCGUGGUCCAGGAUGGAUACAGGAAUGAGUGCACCCUCAGGGUCAGCUUUGACAAGAAUGAGUACGUGCGUUUCCAGCUGGGCGGCAUUCGGAUUCCCUGGAUCGGUGGCCAGGCGCUCUUCACCAUGCACACCAGUGUCAGAGGCUUUCGCCAGGAUGAGAUAGAGAUGUGUUGCUAUGAAGGGCAGCCAGUGGAAAAUCCGGCUGUGGUGUUCAAGGUGCCAUUUCGAUUGCAGGGCCUGAGGGCUGUACUCCAGAGCGAAUGGGAUCAAGAGGCUUUCAACUUUCCCAUUGCCUCGAGCAUGAAGACAAGGUUGGACGAACAGCACCUCGUCACCUUCACCUUCCAGCUCGCAGCUCCCAUCGAGCUAGCCCCGCCAGCCCGACGACUGGUCUUUGUCGUCCGGGCACCGGUCGGCCAAGAGGCCAAGAGGACUUUGGCCACUGCAAACAGCCACACUGCAAAUGAGUCGAAAGGCACAGAGCUUACGUCCAUUGGACGUCCAUUGGAUGACAAUGGCUUAGUCUGA
Messenger RNA from Durusdinium trenchii, 840 nucleotides. NCBI's taxonomy places the organism in Eukaryota, Dinophyceae, Suessiales, Symbiodiniaceae. The record is from the annotation of a GenBank genome assembly.